Molecule: messenger RNA, 1231 nt
Organism: Leopardus geoffroyi (Geoffroy's cat)
Lineage: Eukaryota; Metazoa; Chordata; Mammalia; Carnivora; Felidae
Product: keratin-associated protein 10-12-like
Exons: 1
Coding region: 1-900 (299 amino acids)
Cellular component (GO): keratin filament
Source: RefSeq, a predicted model, not a curated record
AUGGCCGCGUCCGCCCUGUCCGUCUGCUCCAGCGACCUGAGCUAUGGCAGCCGCGUCUGCCUGCCCGGGGCCUCGGACUCCUGCCCCGACUCCUCCUGGCAGGUGGACGACUGCCCAGAGAGCUGCUGCGAGCCCCCGUGCUGCGCCCCGGCCCCCUGCCUGACCCUCCUGUGCGGCCCCUCCUCCCCCUGCCAAGGAGACUGCUGCACCCCUGCGUGCUGCAAGCCCGUCUGCUGCACCCCUGUGUGCUGCAAGCCCGUGUGCUGCACCCCUGUCUGCUGUAAGCCCGUGUGCUGCACCCCUGUGUGCUGCAAGUCUGUCUGCUGCACCCCUGUCUGCUGUGAGGACUCCCCCUGCACAACCUCUUCAUGCUGCCAGCCGUCCUGCUGCACCUCCUCCCCCUGCCAGGGAGACUGCUGCACCCCUGUGUGCUGCAAGCCCGUGUGCUGCACCCCUGUCUGCUGCAAACCCGUCUGUUGCACCCCUGUCUGCUGCGAGGACUCCCCCUGCUCAACCUCUUCCUGCUGCCAGCCCAGCCCCUGCUGCAGACCCUCCUCCUGCGUGUCCCUGCUCUGCCGCCCCGUGUGCAGGCCCGCCUGCUGCACCCCUGUCUGCUGCAAGCCCGUCUGCUGCACCCCUGUGUGCUGCAAGCCCGUGUGCUGCACCCCUGUCUGCUGCGAGGACUCCCCCUGCUCAGCCCCCUCCUGCUGCCAGCCCAGCCCCUGCUGCAGACCCUCCUCCUGCAUGUCCCUGCUCUGCCGCCCCGCGUGCCCCCGCCCGGCCUGCUGCGCCCCUGCCUCCUCCUGCUGCCGCCCGGCCUCCUGCGUGUCCCUGCUCUGCCGCCCCGUGUGCCCCCGCCCUGCCUGCUGCGGCCCCGCCUCAGGCCAGUCCUGCUGCUGAUGGGCAUGUCCCCCCAGCGCCAGCUGGGCUCAGGUCCCACCUGGUGACUGUGGUCCUCCCGGCCACCCCUCAGUCAGUCCUGACCUGUGUUAGGUGGCUGCCCCCACCCAGGACGGGGUGCCCCAUGUGUCCACUCUCCUGACCUGACCUUGACCUCCUGCCUCCCAGGAAUGCUGACCCCGUGGCUUCCCGGGGCUUCUGCUCCCAGGAGGCACCUGCACCUGUUCUGGGUCACCUGUCCUUCCCUCCCCCUUUCUCUGCUUGGGUCACUUGGCUUUGACUCCUAACCUGUCAGCACCUCUUCAGGAAGCCCAAUAAACUCACUUCACCG